AUGACGUUGUCUAAGCUUGCUGGCGCAUCCACUCUCCGCCAGGCCAUUCCACUCUGGAUUAACGGCCGCCAACGAGUCACUACCAAUCCCUUCACAGUCCACAGCGCCAUUACCGAGAAGACCAUCUAUCAAUGCUCGAGCGCCUCGUCGACAGACGCAGAUGAUGCCUUAGCUGCUGCUUCAGCAGCCUUUCCAGCAUGGGCUACCACCAAACCCUCAUUUCGCCGCGAUAUACUCCUGCGAUCCGCAGAUCUAUUUGACAAACGCCGCGAUGAACUCGAAGACACGAUCCGCGAGGAGAUCGGCACAGACGCAGGCUUCGCUCGAUUCAAUACAGCCUCCGCAGCCGAAAUGCUCAGAGACGCAGCAGGACGACUUUCUCAGAGCCUAAUGUGGCAAAUUCCACACCCACGAGAGAACGGACAGAAUGCCCUGCUCUACAAAGUAUCCUACGGCGUCGUCCUGAGAAUAGCCCCCCUGGAACGCAGCGUACCUCCUCGGCGUUCCGCAACUCUAUAUCCGAUAGCAGCGGGUAAUUCGUGCAUCCUAAAAGGCGCAGAAAUGAGCCCACGCUGCUUCCAUCAUAUUGGCGAGAUAUUCCACGAAGCGGGUCUUCCGCCCGGUGUGCUGAAUGUGCUUUAA
Messenger RNA from Penicillium argentinense, 642 nucleotides. RefSeq lists its product as uncharacterized. The transcript has a single exon. Gene Ontology annotation, molecular function: oxidoreductase activity. NCBI's taxonomy places the organism in Eukaryota, Fungi, Ascomycota, Eurotiomycetes, Eurotiales, Aspergillaceae. The coding region runs from base 1 to 642 and encodes 213 amino acids. The record is from RefSeq and is a predicted model, not a curated record.